Molecule: messenger RNA, 930 nt
Organism: Camelina sativa (false flax)
Lineage: Eukaryota; Viridiplantae; Streptophyta; Magnoliopsida; Brassicales; Brassicaceae
Source: RefSeq, a predicted model, not a curated record
CUUCCCAUUCUGCACCUCUAUCUCUCACUAAUUUCGAUAUUGCCACUCACUGAAUACCAAAAACCCGAACCAAAACGCAAUCGGUUUAAGCUAUGGUGGAAGAGUUGUUGUCGUCGUUGGCUAAUUCUGAGAAGCUAACUCGGACUGACUCCGUCGAGAAAAAACGACUCAGAGAAGAAGACGAAGACGACGUCGUUACCGACUCGCCGGAGGUGAAGAGGUUGAGAGAUGAUCUUUUCGAUGUUCUCGAUGACUCGGAUCCUGAACCGGUGAGUCAAGAUCUCGACUCGGUUAUGAAAAGUUUCGAACACGAGUUAUCAACCACCGCGACGACCGGAGGAGAUACUCAGCCGGAUCUCGGUUAUCUUCUCGAGGCUUCUGAUGACGAGCUCGGUUUACCACCUCCUCAUCCUCCUCCUCCGUCGGUGGUUUGUUCUUCGGUUCCCGUCGCGAAAGAGGAAGAGACGACGGAUUUAGUGCGAGUUUCGUCUGAUUCGUCUGGGAUCGAUGAGAUUUGGGGGUUCGAAGAUCACGUUUCGGAUUAUGCUGAUUUAGAUUUUUGUCCCGGCGCUGGAGAUUACGUUGCUGUUGAAGGACUUUUCGAGUUUUCCGACGAUUGUUUUGAUUCCGGCGAUCUAUUUUCGUGGCGGUCGGAGUCGUUACCGGCGGAAUAAAUAACAACAAACUUCUCGGCGUUUUUUUAUUUAUUUUAAUUAGGUGGGAAAUGGAAACGGUGCCGUUUUGUAAAGCGUUUUGGCUCUCCCUACCGUUUUAUUUUUUUACCGUAUCAGUUUAUGGUAGAUGGUUAAUAUAUCUCUAUAUUAAUUAAAAGUUAUUAGGAUUUAGGAAAAAGUUAAAUAUUUUGUUGUUAGCUGGGAAGUACUUUUGCUUAGAUUAGUAUAAAACGAAUUCGUUUGUUUGUUCUUCUCA